AUGAGGCUUCCGCAAGUCGCCCUCCACCUGGUGGCCAGCCUCCUGGCAUUAUCCUCUUUCCUCCCUCAUUUGACACUGGCAUUCACGAGUUAUCCGGAUGAUUUUGUUAACCCAAAUUACGUGCUUGCUCGUCGGUAUCCAGGAAACACAGGUGGUGCCCAAUUUUCUAUCCUGAAAUGGGCCGAUUUUCUUGCCCCCCAAGGCCCUUGGACUGUCAUUGAUAAGCCGGUCGCCCCUCCUUCUGGAGAUAUGCACGAUUAUAUGAGCUGGUCUCCUUACUCGUGGCCAAACUGUUCCGCGCUCGGAAAUACUACGGAGCUCCCACUCCCAGAAGUUUGGUCCGAGUGCCCGUAUUACCUUCGAGAUGGCCUCUUUCAACCCAGACGUCACUUUAACGCUAUGGCAGACGCCGUUUGGAUGAAUUCCCUUGCCUGGGCUAUGACAGGGAUAAAUCGAUACGCUCAGAAUGCCGCGACGUUCCUGAAUGUAUGGUUCCUACAAAACAGCACCGCGAUGAAUCCAAACCUCAUCUAUAGUCAAAUGCGGAGAGGACCAGGUAAAGGACAGCUGGGCGCACAUACGGGCGAAUUGGAUUUGAAGUGUAUGGCGAAGAUCGCCAACGCUAUUCUGAUUUUGCGGAACGGAAAAUCGUUCUAUUGGACCAACGACUUGGACCAAGGAAUGAUCAACUGGUGCCAGAGAUUCGUCCGAUGGUUCACCACCUAUUGGAUUGCUCUAGAAGAGGCUGCCGCCCCAAAGUCAGUAGCCACAUUUGUCAAUCACGGAUCAUACUACUAUGCUCAACUCGCUUCUCACUACCUUAUCGUAAACGACAUUGAAAGUGCAAGACAAGCAAUAAAAACUUACUUUACCACCACAUACAUGGCUCAAAUCACAGCGGACGGCGAGCAGCCACUAGAAGCCCGUCGGACGCGUCCAUAUCAUUACCGUGCAUAUAACCUCAUAGCAAUGAUUACAAACGCUCGGAUAGGUGAAUACCUUGGUCUUGACUACUGGAAUUGGACAGGGAACGAAGGAGCAGGAAUCAAAGCAGCGUUGGAUUACGCUAUGACCAUUCCGCCACGCACCGAGAACGCUGAUGAGCUGUACCAACCAAUUGCGGCCGUAGCAGCAAAAUUUGGCGAUCCUGAUGGCAAAUACGCCAAUUUUUUGGCGAAUGCAGAUCCCCAUUAUCCUUCUGCACCGUAUUUCCUGUGGUCCCAACCGUUCUCCGAUUCUGGUCUGCCAGCCGCCCGCCCUGGCUGGUCUCCGAAACGCGAUUCCUCCGCCGGGAAAUCUAUACUGGGAGGCCCGACGACGCUCUUUGCGGUACUACCUGCAGUAUUAGGUUUCAUUGCUUGGCGAAGGUAAGAUUCCACCACAGAAGUUGAAAUAGUUUUCCAAAGAAAAUUCGUCGCCAUGGUUGUGUAAUGAUCGGUAGAAACGAGCAUACAUGGAACAUACAUAAAUAUGCCGGACAGUGGAAGUGGACACACA
Pisolithus orientalis is the source of this 1497-nucleotide messenger RNA. Its product is annotated as chondroitin AC/alginate lyase. Gene Ontology annotation, cellular component: periplasmic space. The transcript has 9 exons. The record is from RefSeq and is a predicted model, not a curated record. Bases 1 to 1371 code for a protein of 456 amino acids. Lineage: Eukaryota; Fungi; Basidiomycota; Agaricomycetes; Boletales; Pisolithaceae. Gene Ontology annotation, molecular function: lyase activity.